CCGAGAGAGCGAAAAAAAUGGCCAUGGUCCCGACAUGCUCCGUUUUGAUGUUUCGUCCUCUGGUGCACGCUGCGCUCUUCAUGUUCCUCGUCGUUCUUCCGAGCACUUCUAUCGCGGAUAACACGGGCACGACGAAACCGCCCCCGUGCUCAAGUGAGAUAUACUGCCACGGCGAUCUGCUGCACACGGUACAAAUGGCCGGCAUAUACAAGGACUCCAAGUACUUCGUCGAUAUGAAGAUGAAACGGUCGGCAAACGAGACGUUGGCGUCGUUCUCUGCCUUCAUGAAAAGCGUGAACAACGCGCCGAACAAGCACCAGGUGGAGAAGUUCGUCAACGACACAUUCGAGCAGCCAGGCUACGAGUUCGAGGAUUGGGACCCGGCCGACUGGACGGCCACUCCCAAGUUCCUGCAGAACAUCGAGGACGACGAACUGCGGAAGUUCGGCUCCGAUCUCAAUCACAUCUGGAAACUAUUGGGCAGAAAGAUGCGGAACGACGUGCGGAUUAACGAGCAGCUCUACUCGAUCAUCUACGUACCGCAUCCGGUGAUCGUGCCUGGCGGACGAUUCCGCGAGUUUUACUAUUGGGACUCGUACUGGAUCAUCAAAGGCCUGUUGUUGUCCGAAAUGCACAACACCGUUAAGGGCAUGCUGAACAAUUUCGUUAAGAUAGUGGAUAAGAUCGGUUUCAUACCAAAUGGCGGUAGAAUCUACUAUGCGAUGCGCUCGCAUCCACCACUGUUGAUACCUAUGGUAGACGAAUAUUUAAAGACCACCCACGACGACGCCUGGUUGAAGGAGAACCUCUGGUUGCUGGAGAAAGAGUUCAACUUCUGGAUGACCAACCGUACCGUGGAUAUUGAGAAAGAUGGGAUCAAUUAUACGCUUGCUAGGUAUUACGAAGAGUCAUCAGGUCCCCGACCGGAAUCCUAUAAGGAGGACUAUCUGACGAGCCAAAGUUUUCGAACUGCCGAAGAGAAGGACAAUUAUUAUUCGGAAUUGAAAACGGCGGCCGAGUCCGGAUGGGAUUUUUCCAGUCGAUGGUUCGUACACGAGGGUACCAACAAGGGUAAUCUAACAAAUCUCAAGACCAGAUCUAUAAUUCCGGUUGAUCUGAAUACCUUCUUACAUCGAAACGCUAUACUGCUGGCGCAGUACAAUCGUCAGAUGGGCAAUGAGACAAAGGCCGCAUAUUAUGAUGACUUGGCUGAGAAGUGGAAAGAGGCGAUCAAGAUGGUAUUGUGGCACGAGGAGGUGGGUGUCUGGUUGGACUACGAUAUAUUGAACGACAUCAAACGAGACUACUUCUAUCCGACUAACAUUUUGCCACUCUGGACGGACUGCUAUGACACUUCUAAGAGAACUGAAUACGUGUCGAAGGUGCUUAAGUAUCUCGAAAAGAAUCAGAUCAUGUUAAAUCAGGGCGGCAUACCGACGACAUUAGAACAUUCCGGUGAACAAUGGGACUAUCCCAAUGCCUGGCCGCCUCUCCAGUAUUUCUUCAUCAUGUCGUUGAAUAACACGGGCGACCCAUGGGCGCAGAGACUAGCCUACGAGAUUAGCCAGAGAUGGGUCCGUAGCAACUAUAAGGCUUUCAAUGAGACUCACAGCAUGUACGAAAAGUACGAUGCGACCGUCUCGGGUGGUCACGGUAGUGGAGGUGAGUACGAAGUACAACUUGGUUUCGGCUGGUCAAAUGGACUCGUAAUGUCAUUGCUGGAUAAGUAUGGUGACAGGUUGACCGCGGAGGAUUACUUUUCGGCAGACGUCGUGGUUGAGAAUGCGGCGUCUACAUCGUCAGUCAUUUCAUCAGCUGGUCAAAUGCUAGCCACGCUUUUAGUUAUCAUCAUAUCAUUAGCAGUAGGAUUUAUAGGGUGAGACAUCCAUGUGACCUAAAUCAGCUAGCAUAAAAUUCGCGAAAAGAUACAUUAGAAAGAUCGAUACGUAUCGAUCGAUGAUAGUAGAUACUUCCAGUCUUGAAGAAACAGAAAUUGAUCUAAAUAAUAUUUCCACUCUUCUUUCUCGCUCGUUUGAUUUGUAUGAUUUAAUAAUCGAACGAUCGAUGAAGAAAGCGUAAAACGGGUAUAAAAGGACCAAAUAGAAGCAAGUGCGGGCACUGUUCUUCUUAUAUUAUUGUAAGACACUCCAAGUGUGCGAGAGGGCCUCGAAAACAGCGUCAUUUUGAUUCUUUUGCCACACAUCCAAAGAAUAUUUUAUAAGCCACAGGAUAUAU
Molecule: messenger RNA, 2235 nt
Organism: Trachymyrmex cornetzi
Lineage: Eukaryota; Metazoa; Arthropoda; Insecta; Hymenoptera; Formicidae
Product: trehalase
Exons: 6
Coding region: 18-1880 (620 amino acids)
Biological process (GO): trehalose catabolic process
Molecular function (GO): alpha,alpha-trehalase activity
Source: RefSeq, a predicted model, not a curated record